Brassica napus (rape) is the source of this 600-nucleotide messenger RNA. Its product is annotated as secreted RxLR effector protein 161-like. The record is from RefSeq and is a predicted model, not a curated record. The coding region runs from base 1 to 600 and encodes 199 amino acids. The transcript has a single exon. Lineage: Eukaryota; Viridiplantae; Streptophyta; Magnoliopsida; Brassicales; Brassicaceae.
AUGGCAUCCAAAUUCGAGAUGAGCGACCUUAGAAAACUAACAUACUACUUGGGAAUAGAGGUCGUGCAGCAUGAAGGAGGAAUUGUUCUCAAGCAAGACAGGUACGCUAACAGGAUACUUGAAGAGACCGGAAUGGACUUGUGUAACUUAACUCACGUACCAAUGGAGAUCAAUGCGAAGUUCUCUAUAGCACCUGAUGAAGAGAAGAUCGAUGAGAAGGAGUAUCGUCGGACUAUUGGAUGCCUUCGCUACUUGAUACACACACGUCCGGACCUGUCGUUCUCUGUUGGGGCCCUUAGCAGGUACAUGCAAGAACCAAAGGCCCCUCACAGCUCAGGUUUGAAACAGAUACUGAGGUAUCUUCGAGGAACCUGCACCCUCGGUCUUCAUUACUCGCGUGGACAUGAAGCAAGGUUAAUGGGGUAUAGCGAUAGCUCCCACAAUGUUGACGUAGACAAUGGCAAGAGCACUUCAGGUCAUAUAUUCUAUUGCGGUGAGUGUCAUGUGACGUGGAGUUCAACGAAGCAAGAAAUAGUAGCUCUAUCGUCUUGUGAAGCUGAGUUUAUGGUUGCAACAGAAGCUGCGAAACAGGCUAUUUAG